AUGCUUCUUAUAAGUUCAUUUUUCAGGACAUUGAUUCUACAACGAGAGCAUAUUGGGAAAUCGGGGUUUGAUUGCUGUGCUGAUGUUUUGACAAAGGAGGAUAGUGAUGGUGCAUAUACAAGUCGAGAGACGCUCGUGAUGUCGACACAACUGGAAGAGCUGAUGAAGAAAUUGGAAGCGUUCAUGAUCCAACAAACACAAAGCAACAAUGAUUUGAAGACAAGUACCAAUGAUUUAAAGGCGACUAUGACAACCUUGCAGACCAAGCAAGCAGCGAUGGAAGAGAGAUUGCAAACCCUAACCCAAAACAAAUCCAACAGACAAGAAGAAGAAGAUGAAAACGUGGACAACAUGUUCGAGUCUGAUAGAUUUGAUGACCCAUCGGAACAGGUGCGUCGAAGAGGACGUGGCGCCACCUUUGGUGCCAAUCCAAACAGUAAGUUUUUGUACCAAGGAGGCUUUACUGGAAGAGGAAAGGGUGUGAUCCAGGAAGGAGCAGGAAAAGGAUCAAGCAAGGCUUUUGAAACAUGGCGGACAGGUGAACACCAACCUUUCAAACACCAUUGGGACUCCCUCAAACCAGAAGGGUCAAAUAGAAUUGGAAGAUAUGGGAUACCGUGGGGGAAGAGUACCGAGAUUCGCCAAGAUGGAGUUUCCCACCUAUGA
This is a messenger RNA of Lactuca saligna, 666 nucleotides long. Lineage: Eukaryota; Viridiplantae; Streptophyta; Magnoliopsida; Asterales; Asteraceae. The record is from the annotation of a GenBank genome assembly.